UACACACUUCUUUAUCUUUCACAUUUACAUAAUUUUUUUCGAGUAUUCCCUAUUGAAGUAAACGCGGCCGAACGCAUAGCAUGUGAACAUAAAGUUAAUGUAAUAUAAUAAAAAGUUUGUAUAUAAAGUAUGGAUGUAAGAAGGUCCAGUAGAAACGUCCUCUCAAUCUCAGUGUUGUUGUAUUUGUUCUGCGCCUCGGUCACCGCGUGCUUCAGCUCGGGCUGGGAGACUCUCUUCGAGGAUCUGUUCUCUGAUUUGUGUCCCAUUUUGUCCAGCACGGCUUCAACUAUUAAUGAUUUGAUGGACUCUUAUACACUUACAGAAGAAGAGCCUUUAAUCACCAAGGAGCUGGUCUCCGAGAGUUUCCGCUGCGGGCGCGAGCUGGCGCGCGAGGCCAAGCAGCGCGGCAACAAGCUGGUGCGCCACGGCGUCAGCUUGGACGCCUGCUCGCUCAGCUUGCUGCACUUCUUCUCUCCCACGCUGCCCGGCGACGCUAAGAAGGCUUCUGAGCUGUCCAAUGAACUCCUGUCUGCUACUAAGAUACUUCAGAUGAAGGUUUGCUCGAAUUCAGACGUGACUCCCAACACGUUCCUGUCGUUCUUGGAGCACAGCCCGGUGCGGCCGCGCGAGGUGCACUGCAAGCCGGUGUCGGUCAGCUGCCCGGGCAGCGGCAAGUACCGCUCCUACGACGGCACCUGCAACAACCUGCUGCACCCCGCCUGGGGCAGGCGCGGGGCUCCCUUCACCAGGAUCACUACUCCUAGAUAUGCCGACGGCAUCUACGCAAUGCCAGUGUCCCGCAGCGGGCGGGCGCUGCCCGGCGCGCGCGUGCUGUCGGCGCGGGUGUUCGCGCAGCGGCCGGCCGCGCCCAGCCAGCUGCACAGCGCGCUCAGCAUGCAGUGGGGGCAGCUCGUCACCCACGACAUGCUGGCACAGGUCAUGGAAACCACUGACGAGGGCGGCAUUCAGUGCUGCCUCGGCGACGGGCGUGACGUGCUGCCGCAGUCCAUGCUGAACGACAAGUGCAUCCCCAUCUGCGUGACCGAGGACGACCCCUUCUACCAGCAGCAUGGCGUCAAGUGUCUCAACUUUGUCAGGAGUGUCACCGCGCCGAGGGACGACUGCAGCUUAGGACACGCAGAGCAGAUGAACACGGUGACUAGUUUUCUAGACGGAUCAGCGCUUUACGGUUCAGAUCCAAAACUUGCAUCCAAACUCCGCAGUAAAUGUGGCGGGAGAUUGAAAGAAGAAACCAGAAAAAACUGCAAAGGCGGCUUCCUGCCGUCAGUAGAUGAUAAAUUUGCAGUUUGCGAUUUAAGGAAUUCUUCAGAGCCUUGUUAUUUAGCUGGUGACAACAGAAUCAACCAAACCCCGACGCUGGCGGCGCUCCACACGCUGCUGCUGCGCGAGCACAACCGCGUGGCAGACAUCCUCAGCGACCUCAACCCGCUGUGGAACGACGAGAAGCUGUUCCAGGAGGCGCGGAGGAUCGUCGUCGCAGAAAUACAGCAUAUCACGUACCAGGAGUGGCUGCCUCUAAACUUUGGUGAAAGCUACCUCCGUUACUACCGCAUUUCCCCGACAUCGCUCUACAGCCGGGACUACAACGAGGAAGUGAACCCGGGGGUCAUCAACAGCUUCGGCGCGGCCGCCUUCCGCUACAUGCACACCGUCGUCCCCGACACCAUCAUGACGUGCCCGGCCGCCGGACAGGCUGCCUACUUGCACAAACUGAGCGACCACUACUUCAACCCCGGGCUGUUGGAAGUGUCUCCGGACUCAUUCGACGAGCUCAUCCGUGGCUCCACGAUGAACCACGCGGGCGAGGCGGACCCGCACUGCUCGCCGGAGAUCACAAACCUGCUGUUCAAGUCACGCAACCCGUGGGGGCUGGACCUCCUCGCCAUGGACAUCCAGCGCGGCAGGGACCAUGGUAUCGGUUCUUACAAUGAUUUCAGGGAAAUCUGCGGUCUACAAAGAGCAAAAUGCUUUCAAGAUUUAGCUGGUGAAAUAUCUCAAGAUCGCAUCGGCACCCUGGCAUCGCUAUACGAGUGUGUGGAUGACGUGGACUUGCUGGUGGGCGCGGCGCUAGAGCGGCCGCUGGUCGGCUCGGCGCUGGGCCCCACGCUGCAGUGCGUCGUGGCCGAGCAGUUCUACCGCACGCGCGUCGGCGACCGCUACUUCUACGACAACAGCGAGAUGCCGCACUCCUUCACGCCUGAGCAACUGAAGGAGCUGAAGAAAGCGUCGAUGGCGCGGCUCAUCUGCGACAACUCGGGCGUGCGGCGCGUGCAGCGGAGGGCCUUCGAGCUGGAGGGCGCCGCCAACGGCCGGCACGGCUGCGACGACUACAGCGCCAUCCCCGCCGUCGACCUCACGCCGUGGAAGCGGCCCAAGUUCGAGCUCUACGACUGACCCUACACUUGGCGACAGUGGUGGGUUUGCCAGUACGCUAAGUAGAAUGGAGCCUAGGGCGGCAGAUUUUAGGGGGCAGCAUAUUUGACCGAAAAACUUCCUCUUCUACAGAAAUGUGAUGAUAAUUUUCAUAUUUCAGUCCUGUACAAUGUACCUACAUCCUGCAUACUCUUACUAAAAUAUUAAGACUUGCAAUUUUAUUGACACAAUUUAAGGUAAGGAUAGGUAUCUAUCGAAUUUUAGUACUACCUGCCUACUGGCGGCAAAUUUGUAAAUACACCACUGCUUGGCGUCCUUGUCAGUAUUAGUAGUAGGUAUACUAAUACACAUUUUAUUUUGCUAUG
Messenger RNA from Bicyclus anynana (squinting bush brown), 2759 nucleotides. RefSeq names its product peroxidase-like. The coding region runs from base 130 to 2415 and encodes 761 amino acids. The record is from RefSeq and is a predicted model, not a curated record. Gene Ontology annotation, biological process: response to oxidative stress. The transcript is spliced from 12 exons. Gene Ontology annotation, molecular function: heme binding; peroxidase activity. NCBI's taxonomy places the organism in Eukaryota, Metazoa, Arthropoda, Insecta, Lepidoptera, Nymphalidae.